This is a messenger RNA of Gasterosteus aculeatus aculeatus (three-spined stickleback), 2563 nucleotides long. It is a transcript of the gene esco2, whose product is annotated as establishment of sister chromatid cohesion N-acetyltransferase 2. Lineage: Eukaryota; Metazoa; Chordata; Actinopteri; Perciformes; Gasterosteidae. Gene Ontology annotation, cellular component: chromatin; nucleus. The record is from RefSeq and is a predicted model, not a curated record. Gene Ontology annotation, biological process: mitotic sister chromatid cohesion. Gene Ontology annotation, molecular function: protein-lysine-acetyltransferase activity.
UUUCCUCUCUGUUUUUUUAAUAGACUGGCGCGCGCUGUUCAAAACAGUGAAAGAAACGCGGGCAGAAAGCACAGCGACACACGUUAUUGCGACAUUUAUUGUUUUUUUCUAGCACGACAGAAACGUGUUUGGGAGGAAGAUGAUACCCACUGCUACCAGGAAGAGGAAGCUCUCCCCGCUGGAUUCUGACAGCCACCCAGCCAAGAACAGGGUGAGGGAGAAGUUGUCCCCCUUGAAGAGGACCUCCCCCAGGAGGCGCCCACAGUCUCCGACUAAGAAAAAACCAGUUGGGCAGCCAAACAAGAGGAACUCUACCUCGCCGCAGAAAUACCCCCGAAAAGCAGCCGGCUCUCCAGCCAAAUUACCUCAGAAGUCUCCCUUCAAACCUUCAAUGGUUACAACUUCCUUCUAUGGCCUGAAGAAACCAGUCUAUCUCACUCCACUCGAGAGGAAGGCACUCAAGGACUCGUUGCCUCCUCCUCCACCUCCUCCUCCUGUUGUUCUGCCUUCACCUCCUUCCCAGAAGAAAAAGACUCAUAAGAAGAGUGUUAAAGGAGGCAGCAAGCGGAGAAAGGUGUCUGCAGUAUCUAGUAAUGUGUGGAAGACUGCUCUCACAAGCAAUGCGACCCCAAAGACGAUCAAACUGUCCAAACCCAACAGCAGUGUUGCCGCUACGCCAGCGUCCAGUACAAUCGCUGCUUCGGCCAUCGGCAGUAAACCAGCAGAGUCCAGGAAAGCAGCCAUCCAUACCGUCGGCAGCCUGAAGCCCAAACCCAAGAUCUUUGUAGGAGCUGCUUUCUUCAGUACUGGCAAGAAACUAACAUCUAUGUACAAGAAAUCUGCACCGAAAUCUUCAACCAGCAAAGCUUCAGUCCCGAAAAGCAAACCUGUCCAACUGCAGACACAAAGUGAGAAUUUGAGGCCCGCGGCUCCACCGACGACCCAACAGCCGAAACCCUCUAAUGAGACGGAUGUUCCGCCGGUCGAGACAGAAGAGAACUUGCAAAGUACCAAGCGGAGAGAAAAGUUUGAUCUGUUGGACUGGAUGGAUCCAAUUGACGAACUGCCUGUAACUCCACAAACAUUCAGUUCUCUGAAAAGGUUGCCAGAGAAAUAUGGAAUUACCAAGGAACUGACGAUUGUGUUGGCAAGGACGCCAACAGCAAGUCCCUCAUCCACGGCUGUGUCCCUCAGUACCGAGUGUGGCGGCUCUGGAAUGGCGUUUGAUCCGAGUAAGCAAAAUCCCAACGUUUUGGCUGCCAGCCCACCCAAAGAGACGGGAGGGAUGUAUCCCAUCUUCGGCUCUGCCUCAAAGAGGUUAAGAAAUGCAGCGCUGCGUCCGCCGGCGUCCUGCAGCAGCCCCCCCGGCCCGAUAACGCCCCUACAGACAACGUCUUCACUCAAAGAACGACCCGUCCGCAGGAGGAAAGAGAAAGCGGAUGAUGACCAGCUUAUUAUCGAUGCAGGACAAAAGCAGUUUGGCGCGACGACCUGCAGCUCAUGUGGGAUGGUUUACAGCGCGGACAACCCAGAAGACCAUUUCCAGCACACGCAGUUCCACCAGCGCUUCCUCGACUCCAUCAAAUUUGUGGGCUGGAAGAAGGAGCGGGUGGUGGCCGAGUUCUGGGAUGGAAAAAUCCUCCUCGUCAUGCCAGACGAUCCCAAAUACGCCAUUAAAAAGGCUGAGGACGUGCGCCGCGUAGCGGAUAGCGAGUUGGGUUUCCAGCAGGUGACCCUGAGCAGACCCACGCAGGCCAAAACGUACCUGUUCAUCAACACGGAGCGCAUGGUGGUGGGCUGCCUGGUCGCUGAAUCCAUCCGCCAGGCUCACCGGGUCCUCGAGCAGCCAAACCAACCAAAGGACAUGACAAAGGACGACUUCAUGGAGCGACACCGCGCCUGGUGCUGCGACACCACGCCGGAACAAGCUCUGUGUGGGAUCAGUCGCAUCUGGGUCUUCAGCCUGGCCAGGCGGCAGGGCGUCGCCACGCGCAUGCUGGACACCGUCAGGAGCACCUUCAUGUACGGCAGCCAUCUCACCAAAGAGGAAAUCGCUUUCUCUGACCCGACGCCUGAUGGCAAAUUGUUUGCCACAAAGUACACCAACACACCGACCUUCCUCGUUUACAACUUUGUGGCAUGAAGCGACGCUGCUGUUACUGUUUUAACGGACUUGUUCAAUUGUUUUUCAGCUGCAAGACUGUUCAGGUUUUUUUUUUUAAAUGUUGAUUCUUCUAUCAUAGUAUUGGUGUCCAAGCUUCUGUCAGAGUUCUACUACGUUCUGUGUUCACGAGACACCUGUUUUCCCACUAUGUAGUUGACUGGUUUAUUUGCACUGUUCUCUUCUCAGGUGUUUAUGUUCAGCUUGAUGAACUUGAAGCUGCAGUGUGUGAAAAUAUGUCCCCGUUUUUUAAAGAUGCCACAAACGUCCUUUUUGCUACACAUGCAUUCAAAUGUUCAUUGUGGUUUGAUUCUAGACAGGAAAAUCAUAAAUCUUAUGAAAGAGGGAUGCCGUUCUACUUUGUAAAUACACUUAAUAAACAGCUCGUUUCAUGAAUCAAAA